AAUUCAAAUAUACUAUAUAUAGUACUUUUACCAAGUGAUUGUAAUUGCCAGCUCACUCAAUAUCUGCCACGUCAUUAUUUUACUUCCAAUGUCUGAAAUUUCCUUAUUAAAAAAAUCCCAAGUUAUGGAAAAUUUUAUUUCUAAAACAUAACUCAGAACUCUAUAAAUACAACACUAGCAAAACGUUAUCCCCUACUCGUAUACAUUGAAAGACAAUUUGCAAUAAGAAUUAAUUCAAAGUUUUUGCAUGAUGGAAUCAUCAAGAUCACAAGCAUAUCAGAUGGAGCACCAACCUUUCGGAAAAUUGAUCCGAGUUUUGGCAAUUGAUGGUGGUGGAGUUAGAGGGAUAAUCCCCGGAGUUAUCCUCGAAUUUCUCGAGUCACAACUUCAGAAAUUGGAUGGUGAAGAUGCUCGACUUGCAGAUUACUUUGACGUAAUCGCAGGCACAAGCACAGGAGGUCUCAUCAGUGUAAUGCUUACCGCUCCAAACGAAAAGAAUCGACCAUUGUUUGCUGCGAAAGAUAUUAAAAAUUUCUACCUUGAGAACUGUCCGGAAAUAUUUCCCCAAGAGAGGGAUAAUCUUGUUAGUCACACUGCAACGACGCUCAAGUGUUUUUUAUCUGGUCCGAAAUAUGACGGAAAAUAUCUUCGAGCCCUACUCAAGAAGAAACUUGGAAACACAAAAUUGCAUGAAACAUUGACAAAUAUUGUUAUUCCAACUUUUGAUAUUAAAAAGAUGAGCCACACUAUCUUCUCCAGCUAUCAGGUAAAAAACGACCCAAGCUUAGAUGCUUCGCUCUCGGAUAUUUGCUUAGGAACUUCAGCCGCUCCGACUUAUCUCCCAGCACACUACUUCAAAACAAGAGAUUCAAAGGGCAAGAAAACAAAAUUCAACCUUAUUGAUGGCGGGAUUGCUGCUAACGAUCCGUGUUUCAUAGCAAUAGCUGAAAUAAUAAGGAUGAAGAUGGAUGAAGAAAAUGAUAGUAUUUUUCAUCGAAGUCCAAAAGAAGAAGGUCGAUUUCUAGUAUUGUCUCUAGGAACUGGUUCAGAACAAGUUCAUAAGUAUGACGCCAAAAAAGCAUCAAAGUGGAGUACUUUGAGAUGGUUGAUCAAAAAUCGUAAAUCGAAGCCCUUGUGGGAUGUCAUUUCUCAAGCUAUACAAAACAUCACUAAUUACUACGGUUCCACUUUUAUUGGAGCCCUUCACUCUAGUGGAAAUUUUCUAAGAAUCCAGGACGAGACUUUAGUCGGUGUAACGUCGUCUGUGGACGUUGCAACAAAGAAGAAUUUGAAAAAUCUCGUCAAAGUUGGAGAGGACUUGCUGAAAAAGCCAACUUCAAGACUGGAUUUGCGUACCGGAAAAUACGUUCCAUCUGCUGAUCAAGGAACAAACGAGGAGGCGCUUAUUCGGUUAGCAGCAAUACUUUCCAAAGAGAAACGGCUACGUCAGGAUAUUGUUAGGAAAAGAGAAUCAUCCGAUUGGAACGAUUUUCUCGAACGUUGGGGGAUUGAUUCAUCAACUGAUUAUUUUUUUAAGCAAAGUUGAUAUGUCAUCCUCUAGUCUCUACUUGCAUUAAUUUAAUUUAGUUUUUUUUUUUUCAUUUUUUUAAUUGAAAUUUCUCUAGUUCUGGUUGUAUGCACAGAUAUUCAUAAUUCAAUACAAGUUAUUUUUAUAGUUCUUUGAGGCAUGAGUGUUUUUAUAGUUCUUUGAAGGACAAUUUGGGAAGAAAAAAUGCCACAUCAUUCAAAGUCAAAAUUAUAUCUUUAAAUUCAUUAAUGAGGGGGGUAAGUGUUACAUUUGUAACUUUAAGGGGAUAAGUGUUACCACCCUUAUAGUUUAAGGGUGCAAACUGUAUUUAGCCC
Molecule: messenger RNA, 1863 nt
Organism: Erythranthe guttata (spotted monkey flower)
Lineage: Eukaryota; Viridiplantae; Streptophyta; Magnoliopsida; Lamiales; Phrymaceae
Source: RefSeq, a predicted model, not a curated record